UGUCACUGUUUACAGGAUGGUUGCAGCUUGUGUAGGGGACUUCGUGCGCCCCAAGCCCGGCUCCCCCCCCACCUGCCACCUCUACGUGGCCAACUUGGGCCCUGCGGUCGGGGUGUCCGUUUUGAAGGCCCGCACAAUCUUUGCGGCAUUCGGCACCAUCACAGACCUCCAAGAAGCAGGGGAGUCCGGGAACCGGCUGUACGUUAGCUUUGCGGAUAGCGCCUCUGCACAGGAAGCACGGGCGGCGCUUCACGAGAGGCCUUGUCUGGCUGCAGGAGGCCGGGUCCUCAGUAUCCAGUAUGCAGAGCUGAAAACGGCGGGGCUGCAAACAGGGCCUCCGCUGCCAGAGGUGUGUGUCUCUGGAGAGCAGGUUGGGAUACCGGGGCUUGUUUGCAUUCCUGAUUUUGUUUCUGAGGAGGAAGAGAGAGAGCUGGUGGCGGCGGUGGAUGAUGGGAAUUGGCACCGCUUGGCCAAGCGGCGGGUGCAGCAUUACGGGUAUGAGUUCAAGUAUCAGUCUCGGAAUGUGGACCCGACGGCAGAGCUGGGUGCGUUCCCACCACCCCUCCAAUCAGUAUCACAGAGGGUCGAGCGGCUGCUUACAGGGGAGUGUGAACAAGUUUGUUCGGAAGAUGACGCUACAGGCGGAAAACAAACAGAGGCGGAGCAAUCCUGGCCGCUAGACCAGCUUACGGUGAAUGAGUACCCCGCAGGCGUAGGGCUGUCCCCUCACGUCGAUACCCACUCCGCUUUCCAUGGGGCAAUCGUUUCGCUCUCUCUGGCUGGGCCCACCGUCAUGGAGUUCCGCAGGCAGUGUCAAGAAGCUCAGGCCCCCGACGGGUCGUCUAGUACUGACACCACCGAUGGGCUUCUCGAGCGGCGGUGCCUGUUUCUAGCCCCUCGCUCCCUACUCGUUCUGACAGGCGAAGCGCGGUAUGCUUGGCAGCAUUACAUCCCGCACCGGAAAAGCGACCUUGUACGAGGGGAAAUAGUACUCAGGGGGAGGCGAAGGGUUUCGCUAACUUUCCGGAAGGUGCGAACGGGCCCCUGCCGGUGUGAAUACCCCGAGAGCUGCGACUCCCAGCAGGGCGUGCGAGAGGGGGGGCCGAAGAGGGCAGAGAAGGGGGGGUGGAUGAGGAUGGAAGGGGCUCGAGAGAGCGGGGUGCAAGAAACUGGAGAGGCUGGCAUGGAUCUGGCAACAGCAACGGACAAAACUUUAGAGGCGCUGGAAGCCCUGGACGUUAGGACAAAUCUCAGCCCCCAGGCCGUAGAGAUACGGGAUGGAUCGACAAAUACAUCAAGGUCGGAAUGCUUACCAAGAUUGACACCGGAAGAAGGGUCGGUCCACCCGCUACUUAGCGAGGAGAGCUCUGGUGCGGGUGGUGCCUCGCCUUUUGUGGUCCCCGAGAUCGAGAAGCGGCACGUGCACCAAGUGUAUGACGCCAUCGCAAUGCACUUCAGCGCCACGCGCUUUGCAAAGUGGCCAAAGGUUGCACAGUUCCUGGAGGGCCUGCCAGAGGGAUCCCUCGUGGUGGAUGCGGGCUGCGGCAACGGGAAGUACCUCGGCUUCAACCCCUCCUGCUUCUUCCUCGGCUGUGACAUCAGCGCGCCUCUGGUCGGGAUGGCCAGCAAGCGGGGCUUCGACGUGGCAGUCGCCGACGCGCUCCGGCUGCCGUACCGCACCGCCUCGUGCGACGCAGCCAUCUCGAUCGCGGUUCUGCACCACCUGAGUUCCGAUGCGCGCCGCCGGCAGGCCAUCCGGGAGCUUCUGCGCAUCGUCAAAAGCGGGGACCGGAUUCUAAUCACGGUCUGGGCGCGGGAGCAGGAAGACCCGAAACUGCUCGGGAAGUGGACGCCGCUGAUCGGGACCGAGGCCUGGCCGGAGGACCUGGUGGCGCCCGGGGGAAAGCAACCGGGCGACAGGGGGAGUGCCCAGGAGCAAGCCUCGGGGGUGGAGGGUUUGGCAGGGGAGAGGACGAGUGAAGAAGGGCGGGGCAGUGGGCGAAAAAAGAUGGGACUUGCAGACAGAGGUGGAAAUGAAGUUGGGACCACGGGAGAAGGAACGGAGAAUGGACACGGGCCGUCGGAUGCUUCGGAAAGUCCGCUCCGAGAGCGGCGGCCGAGCGGGACGCUCGAGAGCAUACCGGAAAGCGGGGCCGGGGCUCCUAAGCCUGACAGGGCGGCAAACGAGGUCAAAGUAAGUAUGCGGGAAGGAGAAGUGCUUCUCGAUCCAGCGGAGAAUCCCGACAGCCCACCUUCCGGAAGCUCCGCCCAAGCAGAUACGAGUAUAGAGUUGAGCGAAGCCUCGGAGGGAUCCCCUCUUCCGGGGGACGGGUCGGGGAGCGUCCAGGAGUACUUUGUGCCGUGGCAUCUGCCGUAUCACCGGGUGGAAAUCGGGGUUGCCGACCGGGACGGGGAGCGGGGACUGGCACGGCGGGACCCCCUGAAGCAAGCGCUCGUGUACGAGCGGUACUACCACGUGUUCGUGGAGGGGGAACUGGAAAGGCUAGUCAACGAGGUCGGAGGUUGCACCAUUGUGGAUCACUUCUUUGACAAGUCGAACUGGUGUGUCAUAGCCGCGAAGCACUGAUGGUGCUGCCACUUGAAACACUGAGCGGCUCAUGCUCCCACUGUAGUCACACUAAGUGGCAGCUGAUUGCUUUGUCCGACGGUCGAUCGAGUUGUACGCUCGAUCAGCCUACAACUCUCGUUGCCAAGAUGCGAUCAAGGGACUACACACUGCUUAGCUCAAGGAUCUUGACGGUCUUCGUUGCCACGCUGCAUGCUUCCUUAGUCUCACCGGAUCAUGAAGACUGCAAGGAAACGCAGCGCGGAAAGUGCAGCCGCCGGGCUCCGAGUGUAGUGACUCCUGCUGCUUUACUUGUGCACGAUUGUAAAUGCAGCUACAAAUCGUAAAUGCAUGCGCACACGGAUCAGUCACACAAAUGCUCUUAACCUCACG
Molecule: messenger RNA, 2959 nt
Organism: Klebsormidium nitens
Lineage: Eukaryota; Viridiplantae; Streptophyta; Klebsormidiophyceae; Klebsormidiales; Klebsormidiaceae
Source: the annotation of a GenBank genome assembly